Messenger RNA from Didymodactylos carnosus, 1530 nucleotides. The record is from the annotation of a GenBank genome assembly. NCBI's taxonomy places the organism in Eukaryota, Metazoa, Rotifera, Eurotatoria, Philodinida, Philodinidae.
AUGAAUUCUUGGGAUAAUAUUGAAUCAAUAUUCAUUUGCAGUGCUAUUAUCAUCGUUACAUUCUUAACUAUAUUUGGAAAUUUAUUUGUGUUAUUUGCAUUUUACAAUGAUCCUCAUCUACUCACUCCAAGCAAUAAUUUUAUUCUUUCAAUGGCUAUCGCUGAUUUUCUAGUGGGACUAUGUUGUAUGCCGUUUUAUUCAGUUGUCGAAAUCAAACAUUUAUGGCCGUUCGGUCAGUUAUUUUGCAAAAUAUGGUUGACAAUCGACGAUAUUGCAACACAAGCAAGUGUUCUUAGUAUAGUGGCUAUUACUAUUGAGCGAUAUUGGAGUAUUAAUCAUUCUGUACACUAUAGAAAAUAUACAACAAACACAAGAAUUCGAUUUUGUUCACUUCUCAUAUGGUUAAUACCAUUAAUUAAUUUUGCACCGGGAAUUUGGUUUUUAAAACCCAAAACAUCCACAAAAAAUAAUAUAAACUCAACUCUAUUAGUACAUCAAAAUGAAACAUGUAUUGGUGCAUAUCAUGAUCAUACCGUCUAUCUAAUUGUUGCUCAAUUUAACUUUUUUGUUUGGCCUCUCAUUUUAAUUAUUAUUCUCAAUUUACUUAUAGUUAUUAAUCUCUAUAAACGAUCUCAGCGAUUUCCAACAUUAACAAGUGGAGCCAUACAAGCUUUGCAUUUACAUUCACGACGUCGUACACUUCCUUCAUCAUGUAAACAUACAUAUAAGCAACAAUCAUCAAAAAAACCAGUUAUUAAUCAGGUAUCUGUAGAAAUGAAUCAACAUCCCGACAGCGAAUUAGAAAUGGCACAACCAGUAGAGAAUUCUCAUCCUAUACUCUACGAAAAUUAUAUUAAAUAUCAAAAUCUCCAAACUGUAUUCGAUUAUUGUAUCAAUUCAACAAAACAAUUAGAAUUGCAAAAGGAUGAUAGAAGCCAGCCUGAAAUGGAACGUAUUAAUGUUCAAAUGCCCCCGAUUAUCGAGAUGGAUGAGCAGAGUGAUCAUGACUCGUAUUUGUCAACACAAAAGAAAAAGAAUUAUUUAGAUCGACUAAAACAAGCCCAACGUCUAAUAAAAUGUGAACGAAAAAAUUCGAUUAGAAAAUUUUCUAAACCCAUUUCAAAAUCGAAACCAAAAUAUUCUCCCUCAAAGUCAACUCAAACAUUACGUCAAUCAUUCUUUACAUGGCGAAAUACUACAAUGGUAUUAUCACCAAACAGCGGUGAACAGCACCGUACAGUUCGCCGUUUAAGACGAGAUAAACGUGCCGCUACAUCCUUAUUGAUUCUUGUCCUUGUAUUUAUGAUAUUUCUAUUACCCUAUGUUGUUGUUGUGAUAGGUGGUCGAAUAUUCAAAAUACCACUGAAAACAGAAAAAAUGAACCAGAUAUAUUCGGCUUCAUUUUGGUUACUAUGGCUCAACUCGACAGUUAAUCCAUUUCUUUACCCGUUUAUUCAACCUCGUUUUAGAGAUGCAUAUAAAAAACUAUACAAAAGGUUAAUUCAUAGAAGAUUUAUAUUUUAUCAAUAA